Molecule: messenger RNA, 2388 nt
Organism: Drosophila obscura
Lineage: Eukaryota; Metazoa; Arthropoda; Insecta; Diptera; Drosophilidae
Product: chromobox protein homolog 2
Exons: 3
Coding region: 837-1946 (369 amino acids)
Biological process (GO): chromatin organization; negative regulation of transcription by RNA polymerase II
Cellular component (GO): pericentric heterochromatin
Molecular function (GO): chromatin binding
Source: RefSeq, a predicted model, not a curated record
AUGUACUUGCGCGAGUAUGUAUAAGCCUGUGUGUAUGUGUGUGUGAAGAAAGUGAAAUGAAAAAGAAAUGUGCACAUGGGUAAAGUUGUGGCACAAGUUUUGAGCUCAAAAUCAUAACUGUAGCGGUAACAGGUUGGCCGACUCGCCGACACCGACUUAACAAACACUAAACUCUUUUUGUCACAGUACCUGAAGUUUCUUUCUCGACUGGCCAGACAGCAUUUUGGCGACCCGGCCCCGUCCGCAGAGCCUCUGGAAAUAAAUAAUUGCUACUUUACAUACAUACUAUCUAUGCAAAUUGGCAUUUGCUGCAUGCCAUAACAUAAUGAUGAGAAACUUGCCAAUGACAUUGUUGUCCAACUGAGCAUUAUUCCAGUGAAAACACACACACACCGCUCCAUUUCAAUUUCUGUGGCAUGAAAUGUACACGAGCCGAAAGAGAAAAGUUGCACAUUUUCCCGAUGGCCAAUUAAAAUACAUACAUACAUUCGCAUUUACACACAGCACAGUUAUUUCCGCUCAGCUUUGAUGCACAUUUGCUGUGGGGCGCACUCCAAAAAGGAGCGAGUAAACGAGUUUAGUGCGGCAACCAGGGCACAAACAGGUGCAACAGCAGAUCGGUUGGGCUGUUUGCUUUACUUUAUAUAAUGUUCCGCCGAGUGAAAUAUUUCCUAAAUAGUGCAUUAUUUGCAUUGUUUAAUUUAAUAAAUAUCAAUUCAAUCAAUUAAUAACUUGCGCGCAAGAAAAUAACCCAAGUUGGCAGCACUGAUAGUUUUCGGACCAGCUGGCAGCUGAUUGUCUACAGUUUGUGGAAAUAUUCAAUCCGAUCCGUAAAAAUGAAAACUAUAAAAAAGAAAACGACGAAUUCAAAAUCGCCCAAAUCCAAAGCCACUUUAGUUGAUCGGGAAUACAUUGUUGAGGAAAUCAAAGGAAAGCGUUUUUAUGAAGGAGAAACCCAGUUUUUUGUCAAAUGGGAGGGCUUUGAAGCAGAGUGUAGCACCUGGGAGCCAAUGCAGAACCUUGGCAAAUGCAUCCAUCUUCUGGCCAAGUAUGAGAACGAUGUAUACCUUAGGAAUUUGGAGCGCUCGGUCGAUGAGAAGGAACAUAUGAAAUUGAAUGCUUCUCAGGGUAUUGAAGUGCAGAAUAAUGGAUGCAGCACACCGGUAAAGCCACAGCCAGGGCAAGAGCCAAAGCAGAAGCUAAGAAAUGAUUGGAAAAAGAAAUGUCUCCGACUGAGUGAUUCCAGUGACGACGAGCCAUCGCCAGCCUUUGAAUCAAUAACACCACCGUUAUUGAACCAACCAAAAAGUCGUAGGCAGUUGUUGGUGUCAUCUGCAUCCUCUUCCGCGUCGUGCUCGUCAUCGGCGUCUUUCUCGUCAUCCACCUCUUCCAGCUUCGCGUCUGCACAACCAACCCAACCCCAAUCCCAACCAGUUCUCCCUACCAAGCAAAGCCCACCCCAACCAGUUAUACCUACCAAGCAAAGCCGAUCCCAACUUCAACCAGUGCUCCCUACCAAUAAGCAAAAAAUAAAAUUCGGCGACAUUCUGGAGGCUGCAAAGAAGCAUAGGAAAGACUCAGGGAAAAAGCUAUCAACGAACACCGAAAAAACUCGCGCCAAUUACUCGCUGGAGGAUGCUGAGGAUUGUAACACGCCAGAGAGGAUAUGGGAUGAGGAAGAGCCUGCUGGCUUAAAGCUGGAGAGAGUUAUACACAGCUUUCGAAUGGGAGAUGAUCUGUAUCUGGUCGUUAAGUGGAUGGGCUGCGAUGAGCCUGAUGCGGUCCAACUUCAGGAAAUAAGAGAGUUAUAUCCAAAUGAAAUAGUUCAAUAUUUCCAGUCUGUUCAACGGCGCAAUGACGACCUGGUAAACUUUAACUCUAACGAACCAGAUGGGAACAUCAACAAAAGCCACAAACGCCAAGAAGUUCAGGGCCAACACUUUUGAAUUAAUUUUUUUUUGUUUCAUAUUUUUCUUAUCUUAUCAGAGUUAAAAUUUUUGUGUGUGAAGAGACUUUCACACAUAAUUUGUUAUGCUCUCUCGAAGAGAGAUGGAGAGAGCUUCUAUUAUGAAUAUUAACAUUAAUUUGUUAAAAGUUAGUACAUUACGUUGGACGUAAAAUCUUAUCAAAUUAUUAACAAAUAGCUAUCAAGGAAACUUUAAUUGAAACAAGUUUAUUAAGUGUAUUAAGUGUAUUUUCAGUUUAAAAACCUUAUCAAGUCUAUUACCUAUCAUGAAAGUGUACUAUCAACACAUUUCCAAUAAAUAUGUUCAUUGUUGCAUAUGACAUCUGAUACUUUUUGAGCAUAUUCAAGGCCAAACGGGCUAACGAUCGUUUUAAAGACCACGAACCCGCAUUAGCCGUAUGCCUCUCAAUGUUCACUGUCGU